Messenger RNA from Scatophagus argus, 2531 nucleotides. It is a transcript of the gene pkib, whose product is annotated as protein kinase (cAMP-dependent, catalytic) inhibitor beta. Gene Ontology annotation, cellular component: nucleus; cytoplasm. The transcript is spliced from 4 exons. Gene Ontology annotation, molecular function: cAMP-dependent protein kinase inhibitor activity. Gene Ontology annotation, biological process: negative regulation of cAMP-dependent protein kinase activity. Lineage: Eukaryota; Metazoa; Chordata; Actinopteri; Scatophagidae. The coding region runs from base 327 to 650 and encodes 107 amino acids. The record is from RefSeq and is a predicted model, not a curated record.
GGCAAAAUCCCUUCUUUUUCCUGUGAUCCCCGAGCUACGCGUGUGCAACUUUAUGCUCCUCCCUGUUGCUGCUGGGAAUGAAGCGCACAGUGAAGCGCUCGGCUGUCCGUGCGGUUGUCGGCGCCGAGUGGUCCGGUAUGCUGCAGGUCCAGCGGUGUCAGCUGUAAUGAAGCAAUGUGAUGUGUCGUACGGGACGGACCCCCUGACAUUCCGCACUUUCUCCUAUUCGUCCAUGCCGAAGAUGGUGGCUGGCGGCUAGUUCCAACUUCGGACUCCUUAUUUUUAUUUCCUCAUCGAAGCGCACUGAAUUGUGUUGAGAGACCUGGAUGUGGGGGCUCAGACCUGGUCUGUGGCUGUCUGUGAUGGGAACUGGGACUUGGGACAUCUGUACUGGAAUUAUCAAAGUUUGCGCUAGGGGUCCUGAGAUGACGGAAGUAGAGCCAGUGUUGGACUUCGCCUCCUCAGGGCGUUCAGGGAGAAGAAAUGCUCUGCCUGACAUCCUGGGCUCUCCGGCGGGCGUAAAUCCUGGCGACCUGCCUCUUAAACUGGCUGAGCUAUCCCUCAAAGAUGGUCCGGGAGGGGCCCAGUCACCCUCAGCGGAGGAGCCUCCGGCAGUGCCGGAGAGCUCAGAGGGCAACGAGGGAUCGUAGGGACUCGUUUAUUUACCUCCACGGAGACCAGCAAAGAUAACCUGGGAGACGGGAUGAGGAACAAGAUAGAGGAAGACCUGUGGGAGAAAAAGUGAUUAUCUGUGGACAGCCAGUCUGUUUGCAAAGCAGCUGAACCAUGGAGGGAGAGUGACGGACCGACUCCCCGAGGACUGGAGCCAGGAGCUUCGGACGGCUGGACACUCAGCAUUGUCUGAAAAGAGUGAAACGUCACUUAGUAAUGAACCAAUGAGUGAAUGCGUGUAUGUGUGUGUGGGUGUGUGUGUGCGUUUAUAGGUGAGUUAUACACUCGCUGCAGACACUACACUGAGAAUCAAAGGGACCAUGACAGAUUGUAUACUGUACACUACUAUUUUUGUAUGAUUUAUUUAACAUUAAAGAAAAACAGGAUGUCCUAACUGUAAUGUGUAUCAUCUCCUGCUGAUUUUUGUUUUAUAGUGAUGUGAGUUAUUUUACAUUGACAGUAGUAGAAGGGAUAGCAGCCUGUGGUGACUCGAUGCUCUGUAGCUUGACUCAAAUGGCACAUGUGAAAUCAAAAAGAAAUAAGACAUAAAAAAGCAGUAGCUUUAAGAAAACUGGGAAGUCCUUUUGUUGUCUCAUUCACUUGUGCUUUUACACUAAUUGUAUGUUUUCAAACCUGAGGCUGUUGUACAGUAUAUCUAUAUUGUACCGUAAAUGUACAGUUUUUACCCCUCAUUACCAGACUGUUUUGAUCCUAGCAAGAACAACCAGGGAUUUGAUCCUUUUUUUUUUUCUUUCUUGUUUUAGGCGUGCACAUGGUGCAAGGUGAUAACUUAAAAGAGACGUCCAUAUCUUGAGACAUUCCUGUGGAGAAUAGUGUCCCACUGCCAGCGGUGUACACACUGCUUCAUCAUAAUACUGAGAAAAGCUAAGAGAUUUCCUUUUGUUUUUUGCUCAAGGCUGCUUUUAAAAGUCUUUUCAUUUUCCAAAUCUCUGAAAAUGUGCCUAGUGGCAGUCCACAACCGAAAACCUGUGUUGUGUUCGUUCUCUGUGAAGUACUGUUAUCGACUACUUUGGGCUACUGAUCUUUCCUCAGAUUUAAAAGGAGGUAUCAUAACACCUCUUUACUGCUUGAACUGUAAAUCGAAUAUAAAAAGGAAAAAAAAACACUUUUGUAACAUUCUACAGACUUGCAUCUGCAGUUUCUACACUCCGUCAGGAAAAGAGUUCAGUUUUGCAUAAACUUCAGCAGGGCUUUUUGCAGCGUGAGGCUCCCCGCACAUGCUUCUUAUAGCCACGGCAGCAUAUGCCCGUGGACUUGGCCCGGGAGCAAGCAUCAAGCAACACCAUCACCACAAUGUGUUUCGAGUGCUCGGCAGAGAGAAGAGUCUGUUCACACUCAUCGACACAUACGCAGAGCUGCGAAUAGGAUACAAGAUGGAGAGCGAGAAACAGAGUCCACAUUUGUCAGCUAGCCAUUCACUGCUACUGUAUAUAUACUGUAUUGUAGUAUAACCCAUAUGUGUCAUACAUGCUGCUUGUAUGAUUAACAGACUUUAUUUACAUACUGUACCCACUAAGAAAUGAUGUUCUGUAUUUGUCUCUAUUUAAAAAUGUUGUGCCGGUGGCUGUGUCUUUAUGUGGAUGUUUCACAAAUGCUGCUGCCCAGGCUCUGUUUUUGAUGCUGUGCUACUUCUGCAUUAAUGCUGAUGAGAGAUGUGUUCCUGGUCGAUCAGAAGCUGUAUGAUCAACACUUUUUUGGGGGGCUGAUUAAUCAGAGGUGUAUUUUGUAGUGUCCUGAUCUCUAAGUGGUGCAUAUAUUUUUCUUAGCUGGAUUGAAUCCCAUAUGUUGAUUCUAUCUGGUGGUGACAAUUGCCAUUAAAUCUACAAGCUUUACUUAUA